Molecule: messenger RNA, 4106 nt
Organism: Labrus bergylta (ballan wrasse)
Lineage: Eukaryota; Metazoa; Chordata; Actinopteri; Labriformes; Labridae
Source: RefSeq, a predicted model, not a curated record
CUCGGCCAUGGGGGGACACAAGAGUAAACCCAAGGAUGUAGGCCAGCGAACCCGCAGCCUCGACGGCAACCUCAGCUCCGGGGGAGGGGCUGGCGGCCACCACCUCAACUCCAAUCAGCAGUCCUUAACCCCCAAUCGCAGCCCGACUGUGGAUGCAGGUCUCGGUGGGAAUCCGUCGAACAAAGCGGAGCUGGCCCUGUUUGGAGGUGUGGACAACAACAGUGUCACCUCCACCAACAGAAUCUCACUCACAGCGGGUGUGACAACCUUCGUGGCGUUGUAUGACUAUGAGUCCAGGACGGCCUCAGAUCUGUCUUUCAGGAAGGGGGAGCGUCUUCAAAUAGUCAACAACACGAGGAAGGUGAACUGCAGAGAAGGGGACUGGUGGCUGGCCCGCUCCCUGACCACCGGAGAGAGCGGUUACAUCCCCAGCAAUUAUGUGGCUCCAUCCGACUCCAUCCAGGCAGAAGAUCAUGUCAGACUGACUCUGGAGUCCAGGUGGUACUUUGGGAAAAUCACUCGUCGUGACUCAGAGAGGCUGCUGCUCAGUUUAGAGAACAGGAGAGGGACUUUCCUGGUACGAGAGAGCGAGACCACCAAAGGUGCCUACUGUCUGUCUGUGCUGGACUAUGACAACACCAAAGGGCUGAAUGUGAAGCACUACAAGAUCAGGAAGCUGGACAGCGGAGGCUUUUACAUCACAUCGCGCACACAGUUCAGCAACCUGCAGCAGCUCGUCAACCACUACCGCAAACACGCUGACGGCCUCUGUCACAAUCUGUCAGACAUCUGUCCCGUACUGAAGCCGCAGACUCAGGGCUUAGCCAAGGACGCCUGGGAGAUCCCCAGGGAGUCCCUCCGUCUGGACCUCAAGCUUGGACAGGGUUGCUUUGGAGAGGUUUGGAUGGGAACAUGGAACGGUACAACGCGAGUGGCGAUAAAGACCCUGAAGCCCGGCACGAUGUCCCCCGAAGCGUUCCUCCAGGAGGCUCAGGUCAUGAAGAAGCUGAGACACGAGAAGCUGGUUCAGCUCUACGCCGUGGUGUCCGAGGAGCCCAUCUACAUCGUCACAGAGUACAUGGGACAAGGUAGCUUACUGGACUUCCUGAAAGGGGACAUGGGUAAGAUGCUCCGCCUCCCCCAGCUGGUGGACAUGGCCUCACAGAUUGCUUCAGGGAUGGCGUACGUGGAGAGGAUGAACUACGUGCACCGAGACCUCAGAGCUGCUAACAUCCUGGUGGGAGAUAACCUGGUUUGCAAAGUGGCUGACUUCGGUCUGGCUCGGCUUAUUGAGGACAAUGAAUACACCGCCAGGCAAGGAGCCAAGUUUCCCAUCAAGUGGACGGCUCCAGAGGCCGCUCUGUACGGACGCUUCACCAUUAAAUCUGAUGUCUGGUCGUUCGGCGUCCUGCUGACUGAGCUGGCCACUAAAGGCAGAGUGCCGUAUCCAGGUAUGGUGAACAGGGAGGUGUUGGACCAGGUGGAGCGUGGCUACAGGAUGCCGUGCCCAGCCGAGUGCCCCGAGUCCAUGCACGAUCUGAUGCUGACCUGCUGGAGGAAAGAGCCCGAGGAGAGGCCCACCUUCGAGUACCUGCAGGGCUUCCUGGAGGAUUACUUCACCUCCACAGAGCCCCAGUACCAGCCGGGAGAGAACCUGUAACCCCCCCCCCCCGACUCGACUGUGGGAAACACACAUGCAUGUUGUCAGUGCAUGUGCAAAACUGAGCAUGUUGCAGUGCAUGUGUGUGUGUGUGUGUGUGUGUGUGCGUGCGUGCGUGCGUGCGUGCGUGCGUGCGUGCGUGCGUGCGUGAGGGUUUGUGUGUGUACAGUAAAGCCGACUGCAUUCUGGGUACAAUCAAUAACUCUCUGACAUUCACAAGUGUCAGCGGGACAUCAAACCAAUCAGCAACUUUCAAUCCUUCCACUCUCCAAAGUCACACCUCCCCCUCUGAGGGGCCGAUCAAUGUGGUAUUAUUAUUUUGACUUUAUCGUACUGUACUUUGUUAUUCUGUGCGUCAGACCAACUCCCGACACAGCCAAGCAGGUUUUUCUACCUUCCUCGUGUUAAAAAAGGCGCCCUUAAUUAUAUAUACACCCCCAUGCACUCAUACUGUGUUGUUCACCUGACUGUAUCCUGUAAUGUGCCAGCUUCAAUGCUGCAAAUAAAACGAGACUAUGACAUAAAGGACGGUGAAAUUUGGGAGAAUGAUUUUGGGACUUUAUUUUUUCCUGCAGGAUGUCUUCUUCUUUUUUUUUUUUUUCCUUUACGUUCUUUGGGAUACACACAUGCUCAGUCCGUCUUCCAUUUUUUUGCCACUUGAGACGAUUUUGGAUGCACACAAUGAUUUUCCAGAAAAUGUUGUGGUCGUCUCUUUUUUUUUUCUCUCUCUCUCUUUCCCUAAAACCUGGAUCAACUGGAAUAUUUUCAGGUGAGCUUAACCUUUUUUUAUAACCAUGCCUCCUCUUGUGCAACGUUAAGUCUUCUUUCCCCUGCUGUGAGCCCUUUUCUCUUUUUUUUUUUUGCGACUAACAUCAGAGUGUGUGUGUAGUCUUGCAGGCCCCAUUUGGAUUAAUCAGUUUUAUCGCUGUGACCAACAUACAGCUCGACACAAAGAAGAGAAGAGGCUGUCUCUCUAUUUUCUAUUCGUGACUUUUCCUACAAAAACAAAAGGCUACUGAUCACUAACGCUCCUCUCAGGAUUGGAGACGACUUCUGCUGCAAGGACUUUUGUGCCAAUACGAGAAUCUCUUUUUGUACUCUCUUCUUCUACUGCUGUGUAAAAGUGUAUUUUACUACUCUGGACUUUUCUUACAAUGCGUUUUUGUAAGCAGAGGUUCUUCUCCCACUGUUUUGAGAUCCUGCACCUGUGUGUACAGAACCAACUGGCUCACCAGCGCGGCUUCAAGAUGCUGAUUAUUUUCAAAGAUUUGAAUUAAAAUCAGGUGAAUCUCCCUUUUUUCUUUUUUCAGUUUCUUCUGUUUUAAUUAGUUGAGGUGUUUCUAUUUUUGGGGCACAAUCAGACACUGGAAAUGUUUCUGUUCUCAGUGAAGAUUAUACAUAAAUGAUGCUUAUGGUUAUGCCUUCCUCCAGCCAGUAGGGGGCAGAAACCCUUCCCAGAAAACUGCAUAUAUAGCAAUUAAAAUUGGCAUCUUGAAACGUAAUUGUAAAUAUCCUUCAUGCUUAUAUGUUAUUGUAUAUAUCAUGUUUAUAAUUUAUUCCUUUUGAAAAUAACCCAAGUGUUUAUUUUUCUUUCACCAUCGUCAUGCAAUCUUUAAUGUUUAUGGUACUUUUCAUGGGUUAAAUAACAUCCGACAAUGAUGAUCUCAAUGCAUAUUACAGAAACACUUUUAAACUACGAGUAUGUUUCUCUGUGCACGUAUUUCUGUGAAACUUAAACUUGGUUGUACAUUUUCAAAGUGAGUGACAGCACUGCUCCGUAUUCCCCCCUCCCCAUGAGUCACAUUCAUUUGGAGCCAGUCCUGUCGUGCCAGAUUCUGAUCAUCCACCAGCGUUACUCCUCCUCAUAAAUCAAUCAGAACCACAAAAUGUUUACAGCUUGAUAACAUUCAAAGCUCCUCAAUGCUGCUUCAGAGGCUUGGACAUAAGCAGGAAAUCAGUUAUCAAUCACAUGAUCAACAUGGUGUGCACUUCCAGCGUCUGUUUCAUAAAGCACGGCUGAUCGUGGUUAAGUAACUCUGUGCAGAAGACGAUUUGAGAGCGAUGAAUAGAAGACGUUUGACAUCUGUGGAGCAUCGAUGUCCUGUGGACAUGGGUUACUCCACGAUGAAUGCAUUCACCUGUGUGGUUGUACUUUGGUUGUCUGGCAUUGUCUCGUCUCAUUUGAGCAAAAAAUAAGAAAAAGUUGCACAAAAAAGGUCAAAGUGUGUGUAUGCAGCCUUGCUUAAAAGCAGAGGACAUUUCUUCUGGGGAUACUUUGGGUCUUCUUUCUGGCUAUGCAUAUAUUUUUUCAAAUCUGUGAUAUUCAUACAGUAUAUUUACUCUUUUCUACUGUAUUCAAUGGGACUUUUCAUAUAAAUUACUCUUUGUAAAAUCCUACUGAAUAUUGUUUGAAAGUGCAUUUGAAUAAAAUUUGUAUAUUGCCAUG